Molecule: messenger RNA, 2089 nt
Organism: Artibeus jamaicensis (Jamaican fruit-eating bat)
Lineage: Eukaryota; Metazoa; Chordata; Mammalia; Chiroptera; Phyllostomidae
Gene: FARSA
Product: phenylalanyl-tRNA synthetase subunit alpha
Exons: 14
Coding region: 125-1837 (570 amino acids)
Biological process (GO): phenylalanyl-tRNA aminoacylation
Cellular component (GO): cytosol; phenylalanine-tRNA ligase complex; cytoplasm
Molecular function (GO): tRNA binding; phenylalanine-tRNA ligase activity; ATP binding
Source: RefSeq, a predicted model, not a curated record
CCCUCUGAGCAUCAGCUUUUGCAUCUGUGAAAUGGGGAUUAUAUCAGUAUCUACAUCAUAAAGUUUUGGAAGAAAUGGAAUAACACACCUGAAGCACUUAACACUGGGUUGGACACACAGCUGGAUGUCCACACAGAUUCAAUUGACACACUCAAGAUGGCGAGGCCCUGGACCCUGCAACAUGACCAGCCACAUUCAAGAAGGCCGCACACACUUCGGCGCUGGUUCCGGUUCCCGUCGUUCCGGAGCCGGUUCCGGUUCCGGUGUUUCUGGCCUUGGGAAGCACACACGGAGCCACCUGGCAACAGCCAUGGCGGACGGUCCGGUGGCGGAAGUGUUGCUGAAGCGGCUGGAGGCGGCCGAUGGCGGCCUGGAUACCGCGAAUCUAGCGGCCGAGCUGGGAGUGGAGCACCAGGCCGUGGUGGGAGCGGUGAAGAGCCUGCAGGCGCUGGGCGAGAUCAUCGAGGCUGAGCUACGUUCCACCAAGCACUGGGAGCUUACUGCUGAGGGCAAGGAGAUUGCCCGAGAGGGCAGCCAUGAGGCCCGGGUGUUUUAUAGUGUGCCCCCCGAGGGCCUGGCCCAGAGUGAGCUCAUGCAACUGCCCAGUGGCAAGGUGGGCUUCAGCAAGGCCAUGUCCAGCAAAUGGAUCCGUGUGGACAAGAGUGCAGCUGAUGGGCCCCGGGUGUUCCGAGUGGUGAACAGUGUGGAAGAUGAGGUACAGCGGCGGCUCCAGCUGGUCCAGAGUGGGCAGGUCGAGAAGCUGAGUGAAAAAGAAAAGAGUGAGCUGAAGAAAAGGAAGCUGCUUACUGAAGUAACCCUGAAGACCUACUGGGUGAGCAAAGGCAGUGCCUUCAGCACCAGUGUCUCCAAGCAGGAGACGGAUCUGAGUCCAGAGAUGAUCUCCAGCGGUUCCUGGCGGGACCGGACCUUCAAGCCCUACAAUUUCUCAGCCCAUGGCAUCCUCCUUGACAGCGGUCACUUGCACCCCCUGCUAAAAGUCCGUACCCAAUUCCGGCAGAUCUUUCUGGAGAUGGGGUUCACUGAGAUGCCAACUGACAACUUCAUUGAAAGCUCCUUCUGGAAUUUUGAUGCACUUUUCCAGCCCCAGCAGCACCCAGCACGAGACCAGCAUGACACUUUCUUCCUGAGAGAUCCAGCUGAGGCCCUGCAGCUCCCAAUGGACUAUGUGCAUCGGGUCAAGCGGACCCAUUCCCAGGGUGGCUAUGGCUCACAGGGGUACAAGUACAAUUGGAAGCUGGAUGAGGCCCGUAAGAAUUUGCUGCGCACACAUACCACAGCAGCCAGUGCCCGUGCCCUAUACCGUCUGGCCCAAAAGAAACCCUUUACGCCAGCCAAGUACUUCUCCAUUGACCGUGUGUUCCGGAAUGAGACCCUGGAUGCCACACACCUGGCCGAGUUCCACCAGAUCGAGGGGGUUGUGGCUGACCAUGGCCUUACUCUGGGCCACCUCAUGGGCGUCCUUCGGGAGUUUUUCACCAAGCUGGGUAUUACCCAGUUGCGCUUCAAGCCAGCCUACAACCCCUACACUGAGCCCAGCAUGGAGGUGUUCAGCUACCACCAAGGCUUGAAGAAGUGGGUGGAGGUUGGGAACUCAGGACUCUUCCGUCCUGAAAUGCUGCUGCCCAUGGGGCUCCCUGAGAAUGUGUCAGUCAUUGCCUGGGGUCUCUCCCUGGAGCGCCCAACGAUGAUCAAAUACGGCAUCAACAAUAUCCGUGAGCUGGUAGGCCACAAGGUGAACCUGCAGAUGGUGUAUGACAGUCCCCUGUGCCGCCUGGAUGCUGAACGGGCGUCCCCACAGACACAGGAGGCUGCAUGACAUGGGCCACCCUGAACAGGCUGCCUGCCCUGAGCCCUUGCCCAGUCCCUUUGCAUCCCUGGCCAGUGGACUCCCUUGUAUUUAUGAGGCCUCUGUGAGGCUCUCGCCCUAUUCCUUGUAUCUCCUCUUCCCUACCUGCUUCAGGGUCCCAGGGGCAGGGGAGCGGGUAGCUCAUUUGUUCUGAUAUCCAUCUAUGGGGGUGGGCCCUAGGGACCCCUGCAGGUUGGCUAAUAAAGUGGGCAUUUGUCCUCA